AUCCGACCUUAUGGUCCCAGACAAACGCGCGCGCGCACGCAGAUGUGGAACCCGUGGAUCUGAUUGGACAGCGGAGGACGAGCCGUGACUCCAUCAACUUUCUUUUCUUUUUUUUUAACCUCAGUCGCUUCUUCACGGAUUUCAAACAUUUCCGACCGCCUCGACCUGUCGACGGAGAGACCGACGAGUCGUCCCCGACGGUGGCGAUUCUACAUCUGCAGCAUGCAGCCGCUUGAAGCGCAACCAGGAGUUUCUACCAAAAGCCAGCUGUUCAAUUCUUUGAGGGUCUAUCUGAACAACAAGAACAGACUGCAGCCCAUUAUUGGUCUGUUAAAACUACUCUCUAUCGUGCAUGUUGAACGUGUCCUGUGUAUGUUUAAAUACGUGUUGUUUUAUUUACCCUCAGGCCUUGACAGCAUUACAGAAUGCGUGAAGGCGAGUACGCAUCACGACGAAUUGCUGUACCUAUGUGAAGUGUGCGUGUGUCGACUGAGUAAAGCCGACAUGCGGAACCACAUUAUGGGAAGCCUCCACAGAUACAACUACAUUAAAGCCCGGCACCCCCACUUAGUGUCUGAAUGGGAGGAGAAGUCUGACCUUUCUAAACUGGCCUGGCCACUGAUGGACAUGGCCAGGGUACUCGAGGGGGAAGAGGGACCAGGACAGGUCCAGUGGUUAGAGGUUAAAGAUGCCUUAUACCAGAUGAUGGCAACACACAGUGAGAAUACGGCUGUCACUCUGAUAAGAAUCUUAAAAGAUGGGCGGGGCCGGAGUGAACCUGAGAGACGCUCAGGGCCCACUGCGCCCGAACCUGCCGGCUUUCUUGACGGCUACCCGGGAACCGAGCCUCUAAUCGGUCUUUUCCGCGUGGUUGAGUGUAGAAGUGAAGAAGGACACACAUACUGUUUCUUAUGUCACUGCUGCCGCAUCCGAUCCAACAAAAAGGACAUCAUUGAUCACCUAACCACAUCUUCCCAUCUUGUCAACUACUUGAUGGAAACUCAUCCCGAGAAAGUGGGGGUAAUGAUGGCAGAUAUCAAUCCCAAUUAUCCACUUCUCCAAUCACUGGCCAAGAAGGUGGAGCAACAGGAGGGCAGAGGAGAGCUGAAGGUGGUGAACGCACCAGGAUCCCUCUGUCGCCUCCUGACUGGCAAAAGUUACCACUGGUGUAUAAAGAUGCUAUUUAACGGAUGGGCACACACUGACAUCAGGAAGCGGAAAAUAGCUGUCGAAGGGCCGAGUGUGAGAGAGACUUCCGACGAGGUGAUGCUCCAAAAAAGUGCCGUGCUGGUGUCCCAAUGGCCCAAAACGUUGCCGGCUAAGAGGAAAACGAGGAAAGGGACGCACACUGUGUUCAAUGUGAGACUGCCUCUUACCACAGGCUCAAUGCUGCUGGCGAGGAACUCAUUCAACACGGACGGCCCCGCUGUGUCGUCUACGUACUCCCCCUCACCCGACUCGGAUAUCACCCCCCUUCCAGAGCCCCAGUGGGAGCGCUGUGACUUGGACUAUGACGUGGGAUCGUUUGACGCUGACCCCACCCAACACACCUCGCGACCUCAGAGUGACCUCCGCGGUGGAGACGCAGAUGCAGGGCAAUACAUGGGUCCAUUCCCUCCGUACGGGGGCGGGGGCGGGUUUCACGAGGACAAUGCGCACUCCAACCAGGCGGAGAACGUGGCUGUAACGAAACACCGAAAUGUUAAUUGGGAAGAUAAUCGCACCGGAAGACAUGGUUAUCGAGAAAGAUCAAGGCAGGAGUUUUACGACGAGCGUCAAAACAGAGGCCCGUGGACUGAGUGGCCGUACCCCGCUGUCCCCUACGUUCGGGUCUUGUCCCCUUGGAGCAUUUACUGCAGACGAGAGGGGAGACGCACUGAGCAGGGCUACAAUUCGACCUCACAGAGCAACAUCGGCACAACGGAUGUCAUUCAACGUUAUUGCGACCAACAACGUCCGUCCGCGACACACGGUCACGCAGGUUUUCCCUCGGGCAUUGCGGGACAGCGGGGUCCAUCUGGGGAAUCGGCUGCUCAUUCGGACGCUGCUUGGUUCGGCGUUCCUCCUUGGUCGGGAGAUCCGCUCGCUCGCGGUGGCGGCGGUGCACCGCGUCCUGCUGUGCGGUUUCUGGAGACGGAACAGCGAUUAUUCCCAACAUACGCGGGAGGUCACCAUUGGUCGUGAUUACCGGGAGGUCGGAUCGAGUGGACAACUUGCGUUUGUGUAUCCAAAGUUUAAUUCUGUUUUUGUUUGCCACAACCCACUAAGUCUGCUGCCGAAGGUUUCAUCCAGAAUCACUGGUCCCUGCCAGAGCCUCCUUUUCCAGUAGUAGAAAUAACCUUCAAAGCCUUGGAGGUCGUUAUGCAGCUUUGGCCCCUUUCAUUCUCAACGUUAUUAAGUAUUUUUUUGUGAAACCUUUCUUUCAUCAGAAUGUGAAAACGCGUGUGAAUGAGUACAACUGAAAUAGGCCUAGAUUGUGACAUAUUUACUCUGGUUUACUUGGCCAUUUAGGUUUUUCAGCAAAAGUGUAUCCAUCGGAAUUAAGGAUACUGAUGAUAGACAAUGUUUUAGUAUUCGUAUUAAUAUUGUGUAGGCUCAGAGCAACAACCGAUGCGUUCUAAAGGUUUUAAGAUCACACUGAGGUUAUGGUUUCUGAUUGUCAUUAAAUGAACAAGCACAGAUUCGACUGAAAAUAAGGCCUUUACUAAUAUCUACAUUUUUUUGUUUAUUUUGGACCGUUGUGUAAAUGCAACUGCAUUAUGUUCCCGCUGUGUGUCUGACUAACUUUUCAUUAAAGGUCUUGAUGACUUAG
This is a messenger RNA of Gasterosteus aculeatus aculeatus (three-spined stickleback), 2812 nucleotides long. RefSeq lists its product as uncharacterized. NCBI's taxonomy places the organism in Eukaryota, Metazoa, Chordata, Actinopteri, Perciformes, Gasterosteidae. Gene Ontology annotation, cellular component: precatalytic spliceosome. Gene Ontology annotation, molecular function: single-stranded RNA binding; double-stranded RNA binding. The record is from RefSeq and is a predicted model, not a curated record.